Messenger RNA from Spodoptera frugiperda (fall armyworm), 2053 nucleotides. RefSeq lists its product as uncharacterized. The transcript has a single exon. The record is from RefSeq and is a predicted model, not a curated record. The coding region runs from base 130 to 1923 and encodes 597 amino acids. Lineage: Eukaryota; Metazoa; Arthropoda; Insecta; Lepidoptera; Noctuidae.
AGCCAACCACAGGGCUCGGCCAUGACUGAUUUCACCUUUUCUUUGCGUGAUGUCAAUUUUGACAUAAUACUGACAUCAUUAACUUGCACUAAUGAACAUGAAGAUUUUUAUUAACACAUUUUAAAUUCAAUGUUAUUUCUUAUGGUUGUUAUAUUUUGUAACAUAGCUUACGUUAGCAAUAAAAAUGCGGGGACUGCAUUGUUUAGUACUGGAAGAACUCGAUCAAACUGUUGGACCCAAGAUGAUAUAGCCAAGCUGAAGGCACGGCAACAUUUCGAAGAGCUGAUCCCACCACAGCUGAGCCCGGACAGGGUCGACAGUCAAUACAUCAAACGUCUUCUGAAGUACUUCAGAACUGCACUGCACACGGUGCAAAAUGAAGGGGAUUAUAAAACUGCCUCAAUACUGAAAGAAGCUUUAUCUGACACUAUCGGUGCACAUCUCAAGAGUGAAAUCCUACCCACUGUCAGAUUCAGUUACUACGCCGGCUACAUCCCUUACAAAAAUGCUCGGGAAAUUCACGAUUUUUAUGAUAACAUCAAAGUUAAGAUGAAUACCCAGGGCUUGGGCUGGCGACGGCCCGAACGAGUACCCCAGUGGUCGAAUCUGACCGUGGCUAAAAUUCUUAUCGGAUCUGGGAAACUCUUAGACCCUUGUUCCUGUUUGGUAACGAGAAGAGACUCAAAUAAUUGUAUUCAUUUACCAGCUCCCAAGUUGGAUGACGAUAAUCAACCAUCAGCUAUCGCCCUACCUUUCAGAUCCGAUGGACUGGUCAGCUUGACGUCUCCCACUUCGGAGAAUAUUCUUUUGAAAUACUAUACGACUGCGUCGAGGUGUAUACUACACAGCUCACCAGCAAACUGUCGGCACUCUGACUUUGUUAAUUUGAAUAGUGAGCUCUGGCACUGGAUGAAGCGGGACGUGGCACCACAUCUAGUGGACGAGAAGUUGUACGCGGCAUACGGCGGGGUUCUUAGAAUAGCAGCCGCUGUACAAAACUACGGAAAAGGUUUGUCAAGACGUAAUCUUUUUGAAUACCAAGAUGCAGGUGUAACUCACUGGAACCCAUGGAAAACACUCACACAGUCAUACAUCUAUGUAAACGCAGACUGGACCCCUAAACUAUAUAUUUUAUUGGUAUUUUUGACUGCAUUGACAAUAUGCCUUUUACAAAUUUUGUAUAAUUACUUGUUUGGAGAGCCGAACGCGUGUGGCUGCAAAUCAAAAUCUAAAAAAUGGGUUCCAAAAGAUAUUGCGUAUACAAAUGUAGAGAGUAACUUCCCAUCCGUGCUACCACGUCAAAGCGCUAUCUAUUUUAGUGAGAAAAAACGCACGAAACGUUUGACUGCCAGGAGCAAAUCGUCUUCUGUAGGAUCUUUGCGUACACAGAAAGUGUACGAUUUAAAUGAGAAUACAGAGAAACUCAUGGCCGUAAUAAUGAGUGACAAUGAAGAAACUGAAGAGCCACGGUCAUCGCCAUCCAAAAUGGGAAGUGAGGAAGAACAUCUUGAAGACAAACGUUUGGCAAUCGCUGAUGUGACCAAGAAUACAGAUGAUAGACCAAAAAGUCCACCUAAACUAGAAACGUCUGUUGCACAGUUGACGAUUGAAAAAUCAAACGCAACGGAUAAAAAGUCUGCAGCACCGAUGUAUUCCACUAGUACGUUAACACGUUCGGAUGUUACCUACUGUCCAGAGAAACUGCUAAGUGACACUGGCUGGUCUGCAACCAGCAGUAGCACCUCUGGGAAAACUGUUAGUUCAACUAGUUCUAAGUCUCGAAGUGCAAGAUCGAGAAGUUCCCGAGAUUUAGCGUGGGCCCGGCACGUUAUAUCUAGGCACUCUCGCAGAGAUAUGAUGCAGUCCACCACUGGAACAGAGUUGGAUGGAAACUCUUUCACAGCACCUCCGCCCCGGCGGUAGCAAUUCCUUGUGACAUAAUUUACGUUGAUAGGUAUUUAUUUAAUAGGAUGUUUAGUUAGUAUUAUUAUAUAAGACUGUUGGAUAUUUAAGAUGUAUAUGAGGUUUUAAUAAGAUUAUAUUGUAACAGGUC